GUUACAUCUAGGUUUAAAAUGGCGGACUAGAAAGAUGUAGCGUGGAAAUAUUCCUAAGCUGUUAAUUUCCUCGUGGAACCGGAUCAAUCAUGCCUAACUGGUACUUUAGUAAAGAGGGGAUGUUACGAACGCCUUCAAGGCUGGAUGGCAUUGAUUACAUGACUGAAAUACGCUACAGAAGAGAGGGAACCCGCUUCAUAAUGAACUGUGGGAAUCGAAUGAGAUUGUAUCCUUAUAUUCUGUUUUCAAAAAUGUACUCGUCAGAGUUUUCCCGCAAGAUAUUUUUGCGGUUCAGCCGCUGAAUACCGUGCCAUAUCGACUACUUCUUGUGAAGCUUACCAUGUACAUACAAAUGUACAUGUUGUGUAAAAUUCUCUAACCACUUUAAUUUUUAUAUUUUGCCUUUGUUUCACACUGUGGUUACAGACAUGAAACAGGUGAAAGUAAUAAAAAAAAGGAUUAUUUUGAGAUUUUCCGACACUUCAGCAAAGCUCCCGUGUUGUAAAAUGGAAAUAUUUUGCAUGUUUAUUUGCACUUGUGAUUAGUGGCUAAAAUUCACAAAUGUUUCAUCUUGACUAAGUGAACUUUAGACGUUAUGACACCAUGGCUACAGGAGCAGUUUACUUUCAUAGGUUCUACAUGGUGCAGUCAUUCAAGAACUUUCCACGAUGGGUAUGUUUGAUUUAAAGUGAACUGGAAAAUUCUGGAGAAUUAACCCCCCAAUGAAUUUAGUGUACACAUUUACUUUUAACAGAUCUACAGCCACUUGAGGUUUUUUGUUUUGUCAUUAAGACUCUUUAUUUUAAAUAUUUUAUUUUGGGUCUUUUUUAGGUUAGGGCUUUCCACUUGUUAUCAUUUUCCCAGUCUCUCUUCUCUCUCACCCCAAGGGGUAGAAACAAGAGAGACCCCACAGAGAAGCCUGCUUGUUGACACAAACGUAUUCCUCUGCUAAUAACAGCAGUAUUCUUGUUUCAAGCUCUCUCCUCAUUUUGCAGUUACAACUGGCAAUGACCAAUGAUAAAAAAAAAUUAUUUGUUUGUUUGUUUGUUUUUUUUAUGUUAGGUUACUGGUGCAGCAUGUUUAUUUCUUGCUGGGAAGGUUGAAGAAACACCUAAGAAAUGCCGUGAUAUUAUUAAAACAGCCAAAAGCCUUUUGCAUGAUAAUCAAUUUGAAACAUUUGGUGAGGAUCCAAAGGUAACAGUCUUUAACCCUUUAACUUAUAGUAGUGAUUAACAUGAAACUUCUCCCCAUAAUAUCCAUAGAUUAUUCAGCAAACAGAUAAUGAGAAUAUUCAAACUUAUCAGGUAGAAGCUGCUAUCUUGAUCCAGCACCAAGUUCUCAUAACUAAUUUACAAGGAUAUGUGUAGAAGCUAGAGGGGAGAAUUAACAAUCAGAUCUUUGGAGUUAAAGGUUUAAUACUGUUUUAGCUAUGCCAGUGUUUCAGGAUUUUAAAAGGUGUUACAGUUGUCAUGAACUAGUCCCUAUUUAACCUUUUGACCUUGAGAGUGACUAGCAUCUAAUCUCUCCUUUCAAUAUCACACCUGAAUCACACAUAAAGGUUAUGAGACUAAAGGAAAUGAUCACCAACUGAAGAAGCUUUAGAUUGUUAAACAAAUUCUCCUUGUCAGCACCAUAGAAAAUUUAUAGAAAAUAGUAUUGGUAUAGAAUAGUAUCGAGAACAUUCAUCCUGAUGUUAGGGUGUAAAGGGUUAAUUUUUGCAUUAAUUUUAAUAAAAUGAUCUUUGUCAUAUAAACCUGUUAUUUUACAAGUCGAAUCUGAGAAUUUUUGGAAGGUGCAGCAUUCUUAACCCUUUAACUCCCAGGAGUGACCAAGGCAGAAUUUCUCUUUACAAUAUCAAUACAAUAUCAAGCAUCGAAGUAAUGAGAAUAAAGUAAAAUAUCUAUUAGAGGAUUAUUAGUUGAUCCAAUACCAAAUUCUCCAAAUUGACAUCAUUAGAAUUGUAUGGCAGACAGUAAGGAGAAUUACUAUUGAGAUCAUGGGAGUUAAAGGGUUACAUCACUGUCAGCUGAGGGUGAUAUUAUGGGUCAGAUUAAAAUUACAGUGAAACAAGUGCAAAGCUUGUUUUUCCUCAAAGUUGUAUCAGAAUAUGAUAUGCAAAUUCAGUGGAUAAGUGUUGCAUUGUUUUCUUUAUUUGCAGGAAGAAGUGAUGAUGUAUGAAAGAGUUUUACUACAAACAAUUAAGUUUGAUUUACAAGUGGAACACCCAUACCCAAGUCUGCUCAAGUUUGGCAAAGCACUAAAAGGUUCAGUCUGUUUUGAAAUUUUUACUUUGUUCUUUUAGGAUUAUGAGUUAUUUGCCUUUGUAUACUGAAUGGUAUUUUUUUUACCAAGCAUCUUCCUAAGAGGCCUUGCUGGUCAAUGCAAAAUUUCCUACCUCUCAUGAACAGAUUUAUAAGGGGAGAGAUGCUAAUCUCUCACAGAGCCCUUCCCUAACCAGGAGUAUAUUAACUCUUUAACUCCCAAAAUCUAUUUGUUAAUUCUUCCUUCCAGCUGCUACAUAUUUUCUUGUAAAUUAGUAAUUAGAAUUUGGUGUUAGAUCAAGAUAACAACUUCCACUUGAUAAGUUUGAGUAUUCUCAUUACCUGUUUGCUGGAUAAUGAGCUGAUAUCAUAGGGAGUGAUCUCUUAUGAGAGUUUAAGGGUUAAAUGGUUACCAGCAAGGAGAAUUUAAAAAAUCUCUGGAAAUGCUAGGAGUAGUUUGUAAUGUACCGUAGUAAAAGCAUCCAAUCCAGGAGGAGUGGCAAUUCUCCUUGUCGCUAUAUGUUAUGGAACUGGGGAUAAGCUCUAUUGUCAUGGGCCUCUUUGGCUUGUGUGGUGUGUUUACCUCUUAUGUUCUAAUGGCAGCUAGAAGGGUUAAUUAUCAGACAGAUCACAUGAGAGAGAGAGAGAGAGAGAGAGGAAUUUAAUUAUGAAAAAUCACUUAAUCUUACCAGGUGACCGUGCAAAGAUAAACAAGCUGGUUCAAAUGGCCUGGACUUUCUUAAAUGACAGGUUUGUUUUCUCACAUGUAACCUUUUGGAACCAUGACCUAGUGAUUCAAAGAGUAAAAUCCACCAUUCUCAAAGGUUCAUUCAGAACUCUGUAUGGGAGAUUUGCAUUAAAUAUUUUGCUUUCUGUUUUGGAGAAAAUUACUCCUUUCAAUUCUGGCCGGGUGCACCAAGCUGCAGUUGGACAGAAUUAAUUUUAACAAGCAAGGCUAUGGUGAUGACUUUUUGAGAUUUUUUUAUUAAAUUAAAUAUGAUUGGUGUCAUUGCUGCUAUUCAAAACCUUUCAGCUUGUCUACUCCUCUGUGUUUGAGAUACAAACCUGAAGUCAUCUCAGUUGCCAUGAUAGCUUUAGCAGCAAAGUUUAACAACCAUGACUUACAAGCCACCUCUAGUGCUCCUGGAAAAACAUGGUACCACUCAUUCACUAAGGGGGCCACAGAGUCUGUGGUUGAAGGUGAGUUUUGACUGGUCCAAUGGAAAUGGUAACACUGCAGUAAGUUUUAGGGGCUUCAAAGGUCAUUUGGUGUUUUGAAUCAGAAUGCCCUCUUCUGGGAAGAGAUGGAUUUGAAAUUUAGCCCGAAGCUGAAAUAUCUUAUUUUAUUGCAGGUAAUUUAGUGAUAACAUCUGAGUUGAAAACGUAAAUUAGCCACUGCAAAGGGUAAAAAAAAUGACGUUUCGAGCAUUAGCCCUUCAUCAGAACAAUUCAUCAACCCUUCAGCUUCAGCCCUUCAUCAAUCGCUCUGACGAUUGACAAUUCAGCCCUUCAUCAGUCACUCAGAUGAAGGGCUAACGCUCGAAAUGUCAGCUUUUUCACCCUUUCCGGAGGCUAAUUUACAUUUUCAACUCAGUUGUUAACACUAAAUUACCUGCUAUACUCUCCCACCAAUGCAGCACCAAAGUUUCUUUAGAAACUCACCCCUUUAUUAUCUUAUUUUAUUGUUUGGUAAGAACAACCCUGGAUUUCACAAUAUAUCUUUUUCACCUCAUGAAGCUUUAUAUAAUCUUCUUUUAACAUAGUAUCUUGUAUAGUGGUGUUCUUUUGUGAACAAACAAUUUUGCAUUAAAUAUUUUGAUUGCAGAUAUUUGUGAUCUGAUGCUGGAACUCUAUGGUGGUGAAAAAAAGAAGGGGAAAACUGAAGCCAGUGAUGAAGGAAGCUCAUCAAACCAUUCCAGUCCAAUGAUAAACCCCAGUCCACCAGCUGCCAAGAAGAGAGUGAGUUUUUCUUGUCAAUAAAUGAUGAAUAACAAUUGGCGGCAAAAUUGUUGACACAUUGACCUUUUCAACCCCCUAUGACUUCGAUUUUAUAUCUUUUGCCUUUGUUAAAUAAAUCCAUUUGCCCCUUCCCCCCUCCUCCCCCCCCCAAAAAAAAAAUGCAGUGUUGUAUGGUGAUUCCAGGAACUUUUAGCCAUGUACAGGCAACAUUGAAUCAGCGAAAGGGGGGGGGGGAGGUUUAGUGAUUAAGAGUGGGGUAGACACAGGAGUGUUAAUCUACACAUAAAUUGGACUGUUCAAACAUGAUGUGUCAACUUGUUUUGAGGCUGACUGUAGAUCUAUUUUAUAUUUGUGAGUGAGGUCUUGACAAACUGACAUUUAAAAAUAACUAUUUCUCCUGUCAGAAACACACAAGUACAUCUUUAGAGGUCAAAUCCCAGACGGUGGCUCCAGGUAUGAACAAGUUUAUAAUAAUAAUAUCUUAAUUUGACCUGCAUGGUUGGCAGUUUUAAGGGCACUUGAAGUAUUGUGUACUGGAAAUUGCAAAAACAAGCUGCAAAGUCACAAGGAAAUAAUGGGGGUGAAUUUCUAAAGAAACUGUGGUGCUUUAGAUGAUACAUUGUGACAAUUUGGUUUUUUCCAACUUUGUUUAUAAUUUAAAUUUGCCACUGUAAAGAGUUUCUAGGGCUGAAAUUUCAAGGGUUAGUUGUAUCGUCAUUUACUCAUAGAAACUCCCUGCAGUGGCCAAUUUACAUUUAUUUAUCAACUCUGUUGAAAAAAAAAACAAACGAUCUUGUUAUAACCCUCAGCAAUGCACCACUGUUUACUGCUGUACCCUGAGAAUAAGUGACCUGGGAAGAAAAAAAAGUUAAAAAUAUGUUGUUCAAGGUGAAUGGUUUGCUUUCUUUUUGACUCUGUCUGUCUCUUGCUACAGACUAAAUUGUAAAUUAAAGUAGAUAAAAUUUUUCAAAGGAUUUUUUUCUUUCAUCAGAUACUCCUACUGCCACAAGUCAGGUCCUUACAGAGCCACUGAAGCCACUGCCUCCAGCCUUGACAUCAUCUCAAAUACAAGUGGAGAAUGUCAGUCCUGCACCAGUUUCCACACAGCAGCAGCAGCAGCAGCCUCCGAUUGCAACAGUCACAACUGAACCACCCAAGGUUACCCAAACUGUUGACACUACAUUUGCAUCAGCUCAAACAGGAAAGCAAAUAAUUGAAACAUCAGCAGCAGUAGCACCUGCUGCUUUGCAACCUACUUUGACGUCUUUUGCUGUGGCUACAUCGUCUUACAAUUCGGAUCAAGCCUACGCUAUGAACAUUUACCAACAGACAGUACAGCCAGCAGGAAUUGCAACACUGACAACAAAUGCUUCAUUUCAGCCUACAUUAGGAAGUGGAACUCUUGGUUCUGUGCCUUCAUUUCACUUACCUGCUCAAUUUCAAAACCAGUCGUAUUUGCCACCAACCCAAGGAUAUUCUCACUUUGCUACCCCUGCUGGUUUCCCCAAUGUUCCUCCUCCACCCCUUCCCCCCAUGCCCAGCAGUGCAGUAUACCCUCCACCUCCAAGCGGAGUCAGCACCCUGCAGACAUCUGCAGCAUAUGGGGUACCACCUCCUCAAGGCAGACCACCUCACCCUCCAAUGUCACUCCCUCCCCCUCCCCUUCCACCAUUGCACGGCGGACAAAUGCCACCAAUUCCUCAGGUUGGCUCAAAAGAUUAUCAAUGGCCAAGACAGUUUGGUGUUCCUCCAUCACAGAACCAACAGAUGGGAGGUUGGAUGAGAUGAUAAAAGAUAACGAUAGUUGUAUAAAAAAUUAUGUCCCACAGUAACCUCAAUAAUACCGGUGUUCCUGUUUAACUGACAACAAUAUUAUUAAAGUUAUUAAAGUAGAUUAAGUUAACUUUCAAGACUACAUGCAGAGCCAACCUGAUUAAAGGGUCCUCC
This is a messenger RNA of Pocillopora meandrina, 6167 nucleotides long. Lineage: Eukaryota; Metazoa; Cnidaria; Anthozoa; Scleractinia; Pocilloporidae. The record is from the annotation of a GenBank genome assembly.